Molecule: messenger RNA, 1571 nt
Organism: Rubroshorea leprosula
Lineage: Eukaryota; Viridiplantae; Streptophyta; Magnoliopsida; Malvales; Dipterocarpaceae
Source: the annotation of a GenBank genome assembly
AGAGCCCUGGUUCAAAAUUUGAAUUCUGAAAAAUAUUGUCUUUCUCUCUCUCUUCCUGCAACGGGAAUUAGCAGCCAUGGAAGAUGUUGAGGUGCAGGUUUUAGAUCCGGAGACGGAGUUUCUUGCGUCGAAACGGGAGACAGGUAACGAGUGGGAACUCUUCAAGGAAAACGUCAGGCCAUUGAAGAGGGGUCGCAAUGUUAGUGUCCUAAACGAUGCCCUAAAAGCGCACACCCAAAAUCAGCUUAAGAAAUCUUUACUUGAGGAGCGAAGGAGACUCAUUGAGGCGAUCGAUGAGUACCAAGGGGAUGAUCCUCUCCACCCUUGGAUUCAGUGUGUUAAAUGGAUUCAAGAGGCAUUUCCUUCUGCCGGAGAUUCCUCAGGUCUAGUGCUCAUAUAUGAACAAUGUGUUCGAACAUUUUGGCAUUCAGACCGUUAUAAGGAUGAUUUUCGCUACCUCAAAGUGUGGCUUGAAUAUGCUGACAAUUGUAUUGAUGCUCAAAUAAUAUACACUUUUCUUGAUGCAAAUGAUAUUGGGAAGACGCAUGCAGCGUACUACAUAGCAUAUGCUCUGCACCUUGAAUCCAAAUCCAAGAUGAAAGCCGCAAAUGAGAUAUUAAAUCUUGGAAUAUCUAGGAGCGCUCAACCAAUUGAAAAGUUAAGGGAUGCCUACAAGAAAUUUCUUCUGCGCUCAAUGAAAAUGCAAAAUGCUAAUAAUAAUGAAGAUUCAAUGGAAAAUAAUAAUGCAUCAGUCAGAAGUUUUGGAACUGUCUUAGCUGGAGAAGAGAAUCGAAGGCAGACAACUGAGAAUUCUAAUCUUGCCAAAAAGCUAUUGAAGCCAGAGCAAGUCCAGCGUGCUCCACUCUCUGUUUAUAAUGAUAGAAAUGUUGAUACGAUUGGUCAGAAUUCAAAGCUGAAGACUAACUUCAACCCUUGGCAAACUCUUGGAACUAGAGCUGAAAGGAACAAAGAAAACAAUUCGAUACCUGCCAAGUGGACUUCAUACAAGGUUCCACAGAGACCUGGGCCUAGAGCUGGAGGGUCCACCACCCAAGGUGCCUGUAUUCAGGUGUUUGUUGAUGAGGAAUGUUCAGAAAGGUCUAAAACAGGUACUGAGACUGAGAGUGGUAGAACAUCAAGUCUGCAGCUCAGAGAGAUGGAUGGCAAGAACAUAAAAAAGGAAACAGAGCUACUGAGGGAAAAUCCACUGCGCAAUUUCCCUUCAAAAAGCCUUCCCAGAUGAUUCAACAUCCAACAAUAAUAAUGUAUGGAUCAGCUUUCAACUCUAAAGCCUGAUCUAUCCCGACUUUGAAUGCAAAACAACCGUGCCAUGCUUUUGUGUGAUCAGUUUGAGUUUGAAUGUAUUCCUACUUGUGAUAUUCUUUUAUUCUCGAACAGUAGCAUGCUUAAUUCUUGGGGAACAAAGACUCUGCUCCCUCAGAUAAGUAUGGGGUACUGUUUUCUUGAGACACCCUCAAGUUUGUAAUUUGUGUAACUUGUCAAGGCACACCCUCAGCUGGCUAAACAAAAUCAUAUUCGAAUUUGUUAUCUAAUGAAAGAACAGUGUUGUG